Emericellopsis atlantica is the source of this 417-nucleotide messenger RNA. RefSeq lists its product as uncharacterized. The transcript has a single exon. NCBI's taxonomy places the organism in Eukaryota, Fungi, Ascomycota, Sordariomycetes, Hypocreales, Bionectriaceae. The record is from RefSeq and is a predicted model, not a curated record. Bases 1 to 417 code for a protein of 138 amino acids.
AUGUCCAGCCUUCUCAACAAGCUUACCGAGCAGAUGGCCAAGCCAUCCUCCUCGCAACAGUCGUCGAUGCCAAACAUCGCCCAUAAGAUCACCGAUACUAUCACAGGCCAGAAGCAUCCUGGGGACCAAACUAGCUCUAGCAACCCUUUAACCAAACUCGGAGGCCUCUCGAACUUCGGCAACAAGAAGAGCGGCUACCAGGAGCACGGUGGAUAUUCUGGCCUCGGUGGAUAUCAGGCACACGGUGACAACCAGGAAAACGGUGGCAACCAGGGACAUGGCAGCAACCAGGGACAUGGUGGACACCAGGGAUACGGUGGCUACCAGGGAUAUGGCGGCAACCAGGGACACGGUGGCCACCAGGGAUACGGUGGCUACCAGGGACACGGCGGCAACCAGGGACAUGGUGGACAUUAG